AUGCCUGAACCUGAAGCAGAUGCGUAUACUGUGGAGCUUCGCCCUGAUGGGCCUGACCCCAAACAUCUCCAAGUCGUGAGUUCAGAAGGCCGCCCCAGUUGCUUUUGGAAACAGCUCACUUGCCCACCGUCGCAGUCACAAGUCUACAUCCCUGAGCUCUAUGAAUCCGUGGCGCAGGUUUGCGUUGCGUUGAUUCAUGAUUUUAAGCCCAGGCAACUCGUGACCUUGGCCGGCUCCUUUGCCAAGGCCCAGGUGAAACAUGACGCCCUCUUCAAGUGUAUGAGCAAACACGUGGCGAAGAACGUGGAAGAUUUCCAGAGAGAAGACCUACAGGAUCUGUUCAAUGCAUUUCAGGCCCUGGGCGUUUCGAAAAACGAAGUCCAACGGGCACUGGAUGAGCAGGAGAAGGGUCCUGCGGCUCCAUUGAGUUUGCGCACAUUUCUGUUGAUC
This is a messenger RNA of Cladocopium goreaui, 450 nucleotides long. NCBI's taxonomy places the organism in Eukaryota, Dinophyceae, Suessiales, Symbiodiniaceae. The record is from the annotation of a GenBank genome assembly.